UAAAAUAAUUAAAAAAUGGCUGAAGCAAAGAAGUUAGAUUAUAGAUGCUCACCUCGUAGGGUAUUUUCUGUUAUUUCCAAACUCAAUGGGGAUCAAAAGGAGGUAGUGAAACAAAUGGGAUUUGGGGCACUUUUGGGGAUGAAAGAUUGUGUCGUAAGAAGGAAUCUAGUGACAUGGUUGUUUUCUCGGUUCAACACCCAGGACGGGUCUUUGGAGGUUCAUGGGAAACAAUUUAAAUUGAACAGUCAAAUAUUUGGUGCUACGAUGGGUGUUAAGGAUGGUGUUGAAAAUUUAUUUCAUGGUAGCAAGAAGAAGCAUUCGAAAAAGAAGGUUGAAAGCACUGCUGUGCAAGUUCUAGAGGCGAAAUUGAUAACAGGUCAAUCGGCGGACAUGUCCUUCGUUCGAGACUUCUUGCUCUUUAUUGUCUCUGUAUUCUUGAUGCCUAAUACGUCUGUAAAUGUUGCUCGCGAAGUGGAGGAUCCUAUAAAGGCCAUAAAUGACAUUGCAGCGGUUUGUCGUGUUAACUGGGCAUCACUGUCGUACAAUUAUCUAUGGAAGGCCCUUCGACGGCAUCAGAAAAACAAAGGCAUGUUUGUCGGAGGAUGCAUAUAUUUUUUACAGUUAUUUUGCUGUCAUCACGUUGUUUGGAAGGAAGGAUAUGUUGAUAGAUCCCUCUGCCCUUUAAAUGUGUGGUCUGACGAUGAUUUCAAGGCUAUACUGGAUUGGGUACAGGAGCAUGGGGGGUUUGAAUCAAAUAAAAUUCCAAUGAUAGAGUUGCAGGACGGUGCUGCAGCAUCGAAGAUGCCUGCCACGCUCACCUCUUUGUGUGAUAAGGUUGAAUCGAUUGAGAACAAAAUUAUUGAAAAGGAAAUAGAAAUGGUAAAAUUUCAUGAGGAUUUGAAGUUGCAAAUGACCAAGGAAUUCAAACGAUUACGUAGGAGUUUGAGCGGCGGAAUCAGUUCAAGGGCUAUUGGAGAAGCUUUCGAUUAG
Molecule: messenger RNA, 990 nt
Organism: Humulus lupulus (European hop)
Lineage: Eukaryota; Viridiplantae; Streptophyta; Magnoliopsida; Rosales; Cannabaceae
Exons: 4
Coding region: 16-990 (324 amino acids)
Source: RefSeq, a predicted model, not a curated record